This is a messenger RNA of Haliotis rufescens (red abalone), 4909 nucleotides long. RefSeq names its product CREB3 regulatory factor-like. Lineage: Eukaryota; Metazoa; Mollusca; Gastropoda; Lepetellida; Haliotidae. Gene Ontology annotation, biological process: response to unfolded protein; regulation of transcription by RNA polymerase II. The record is from RefSeq and is a predicted model, not a curated record. Gene Ontology annotation, cellular component: nucleus. Gene Ontology annotation, molecular function: RNA polymerase II transcription regulatory region sequence-specific DNA binding; DNA-binding transcription factor activity, RNA polymerase II-specific. The transcript is spliced from 7 exons. The coding region runs from base 245 to 2314 and encodes 689 amino acids.
UGAAUCAGUUCGGUCCCGAAGUCAGUUGUGUCGACAUCGUCUUACCGUGGGCGACAGUGGUGCUUGUAUGAAUAAGGGACAUAGAUUUCACUACCAACAUUAGUGAUCAGUCGGGAGACACACGUUUGGGAUUUCCAACUUGGAUGUGGUUCUAAUUUUAUCCUAGAUUUGACGAAUUAUCGCGCGGAUUAUCCAACGGGAAUUAUUCACAUGAUCUUUUCACGGAAUUGCGGAUUUUCUUUGAAUGGAUAAAUCUCACUUGUCUCGGAUAAACAAUUCUAGAGAUCUGGGACCAAGACACAACAAUAUGGGCAAGUUGCCAGGUUCACAAGUUUUCCCCCAUCCUGUGAGGACCAAGUUUGGUGUUCGCCAGUUCCCCGGUCACACAUUCUCACAGAGGCGUCUUCAUCAGGGGGUGGGACGAGGGUUUACAAGGAUUCCCAGAAAUCCUUUCCCGAUGACGAUUGACCCCCACGGCCCAAGGGCAAAGUUACAAGGAAGUAUGGACACUAUUCCAGGUCCUGACUUCUACAACCUGGCUAGCAGUGACAGUGACCACACAAUCCCUGCUGCCGACAUCGCAGCGUACGCUGCCAGUCCAAACUCUCUCUACAUGUAUGAACAGGAGAAGCAUGACAUGCAGAACUCCAUCAACGGCUCUCUGUGUAGUCCGUCACUCUCUGGCUACUCCCACGGAAAGGAGGACUUCGACUUGAAGCCGCAGUAUGAGAUGAACAGUCUGGAUCUGUCACUGCCAGACUCAGUCGGAAACCCAGGGACACCUUCCUCAAGCAAAUUCUGGGUUAAGUCGGAAAUGUUCGAUCCUGAAAUGUCGAUGGAGAAUUGUGAUAUGUCAAAUGGACCAACACUGGCAGAGUUGAAUAUGGAUGAAUCUCUACUGGACGAGGUGGUCAGUUUGGUGAACGCUGAUUCUGCGUUUGCCACAGCUACAAACAGUGCUUUGUGUUCAAAGGGAGAUAACCAUGUGUCACUGUCAUCUUUGCUUUGUACCCAAUCCACAAGUGUGCCCAGGGCAACAGACUUACAGCAACCUGUGACAAAGUUGGCAACCAGUUGUGUUUCUCAGAUGAACCUCACUCCACCCUAUUCUCAGAGCUCAGUGUCAUGGGCAGUUGACAGCACGAAGGUCAACAAACCAGCACCAACACACGUCUCCUAUAGUGUCCAGUCCACAGUUCCAUCGUCCACAGUCACGGGUACCCUUCCAGUCGAUGACAAGUCCACACUUCACAAACUUUUGUUGCGGAAAUCUGUGGCCCAACUCAGCAGAUCCCAACUCAGCAGAUCCCAGUCAUCGAUGCCGUCACAGCCGCCGCAGACUCACAGCAGAACAGGGGUGCCAACUAGGGUCAAGAGGUCGGCAACGACUGCCAAUCUGGGCAAUAGGGACGAGGAUGUGGAGGAGAAGUGGAAGGAAAUUGAGAAAUACAUCCACGAGAAGUCUGAGGAUUCCAAAGCAUCAGCUUCAUUACGGAGCAAGAGGAGCAGGCAUGAUUCAGGAAGCUCUGCAAUGACGUCCAAUGAAGAUCAGGAUUCAGACAAUGAUGCGUUCAGUGACAGAGACUCCGACCUUGAUGAUGACCUCUCAGACGAGGAGGGUAUGCUCAGUCAGUUGUCUCCCCUUGAGGAGUCGCUGAUGGGUAACGGCAAGAAGAAGGAGAAACAGUAUUUCUGGCAGUACAAUGUGCAAUCAAAGGGACCUAAGGGUACGAGACUCAGACUGGAACUGGACAGUUCUGAUCCUCACCAUCUGAAGAACUUCGAGGACCCUGUGUUUGACCCCAACAACACCCAAGUUGCCGGUAUCCGCCAUGGGGGUAAAGCCAGGAAGGGAGAUGGCAAUGAUGUCCAGCCUAACCCCAAACGACUGGUUCAGAUCGGGAUGCAGAUCAAGCGACUCAACCGCAAAAUAAAUGAAGUGACGUCGCUGGGUGAGAGCACAGCAUCGGCAAGGAACCAGUCGAGGAAGGAGAAAAACAAGUUGGCGUCUAGGGCAUGUCGGCUCAAGAAGAAGGCUCAGCAUGAAGCUAACAAAGUCAAGUUGUUUGGUCUGGAAAAAGAACACAGACAGCUGAUGGAAGUGAUGGUGAACAUAAAGGCAGACCUCAAGAAGCGCCUCCUAGAGAAGGAGGAGAUAACUCCGCAACAGUCACUUGUCGAGACACUUGAGGAGCUCAUCAAGACCCAUCUCAAAGAAAUGAUUGCUGGCAAUACAACCGAUUUCGUCAACAAGGUGAUCGCCACGUAUGAGAAAGGGGAUCCGUCUGGAGGGCUACCAAUCAGGAAGAAAUGAGCCUCUACGACUGUUGACAUUGUGACUAUUUCAAACCAUGAGAUUGAUGCUACAGUUUCACUGAAGAAAGUGGUCAGCGGAGAAUGGCUGUGAUUUCAUCCAGUGACGUGGUCACGUCUCCAAUACAAUAAUAGUCUGACUCAAGUAAAAAUGCAGUUUGCUAUGUAUUAGUUUAUUUGUAAACAUAAUUUAUUUCAAUGCAUUUAUGGAUAUGCCCUAUCUGAAAUUUUGGCAGCUUUUUCUUGUUUUUGGAUUAUUUUUCUUAAUUGCUAUUUUUAUGUGUGAAAUACUUAUAGAUCUUCUUUCAAGAUGCCAGAAGUAUUUUAGUAUCAAUGCCUUUGUUGAAAUAUUGAUUUUUAUGCAGGAAAUUGAACAGCUGGACAAAAUCAAUUUGGAUGACUAAAUCUUUAUUCAGCUGUCACACAAACAAAUUGUUUGUAGCUAACCAAGUUAUCUAUACACCAUCUUUGGUUUAGGUCGCAGUUUGUGCAUUGAAACUCUAUUGGUUUAUUGUAUCAUAGACCUUGUGUGUAGUUUGGAAUGAUCAAAUGUUAGAUUCACCUGGCCAUUUUAGAAAUUGCUACUUUCAUUACAAAAGUAAGCAAUGAUCAGAUAACCAUGGUAACUUAAUUGUUUGUCAUUCAACAUUCAUGUUUAUAUGUGCAUUGUUUACUUUGUCCAUGUUUUGCCAUCCAAAGACAUUUGUUGUAAGCCUCUGUGUAUGAAAUCCCAUUAUUUGUUUGUUAUUUGGUUAUUUGUUUUGUGACAUAACUUUGUAUGGAUAUAUUUGUAUGUUCGAUAUGAUCUAUUAUGCGCUGCAGUGUUUUCAUCGAUAUCAUCUAUUUUCACAGAAAAACAUUUUCAUUAUGAUUGUCGUCACUAGUCAGUGUUUCAUACAGUUGUAUUGAGGGGGAAACACUGAGCGUUAUAUAUCUCAAUAAAACUAUGUACAGACUAUUGUUGAUUGUUUUUGUUUUAUUUUAUGCAUAUUUAAAAUGGUAUAUUUGAUGAUAUUGUCUCAUUGUGUAUGUUGUAUCUGUCUAGUUCUGGUGUUGUGAGAUCCUAGUAACAAUACAACUGAUGAAAAAGAGAAACAUCAUCAAAGAAUACUUUCAGAAGUGCGUGCUUCUUAAUAUUAGAAAACAGGGAUAUCUAGAACUAUAAAAUCUUAAGAUAAGAAGAGCACAAAUUUCCAAAUAUUUCUAUUGUUUUCGUUUCCAUGACAACAAUCUCUCCAUCUGUAGGCAGAUGUAAGAACUGCAUCAUAAAUGCAUUUGUUUUAUGUAUCAAAAAUGUUUUUCAUUAGGCCUUGUUGUUGCAUUUAACUUUCUCUUUUUUAUACAUUUGUGCAUGAUUACAAAGUUGACAUUUUGUUAUUUCUAUGGAUUUGUCCUUCCAAAUAUGACACUGUAUCACAGAUAUCUUUAUUGUUAUUCUUGUGUGGGUUGCUAGGUAGUGGGCGAGAAUGUUUGCAGUGUUGGAUAUGAGUAAUAGCAGUGGGGCUGACCAUGUGAUAUCCUGGUUGGGGGUGGGUAGUGUCGGAUCCUAGACAUUAUUUCGGUAACUGCUUCGCAACAACGUUGUGUUCUGAAAAGAGAAGCCAAGCAAUUUCUCUUUUUGUCAGCACAUCCAGCAUGUCCACUGAAGAAUUUUUCAAAGUUAAUUUAUUAAAAAAAUCAUCCCCCAGAAUAGCGAGUGGUCAGCUUCUAACUAGGAAAUCGCUAACUACAGUGAGACUACUUACCUGGACAUCAGAUAUACCUGUUUUCAGUAUUAUAAUAAUUCAAAAUGAUGCUUGAGCAAUUUAAACAAACUUGUUAUCUGGCAAUUUGGCUACUUGAUCUUGAUGGUGAUAAUUAGUGUGAAAGGUCAUGAAAUAUAAACCUAAAACUGGUUCGUUUAAUCAUCAAACUGUGGGACAUUGUGUCUUUGCAAUAAGGAGCCUGUGAAUGGAGCAGGGUGAAGAUGGUAUUUUUACACAGAGAAUUAACAUAGGUUAUUGAAGUUAAUUAAUAGAUCAAUAAUGCGUCAGUGACAGUCUUCACAUGCUUCACAAUAACUGUCAACUGCAGUCAGAUUCCGAUAUCCAGAUACUCAUUGAUGCAGACAUGUAUUGUAAAAAACAGAUGUCCAGAUAACUAGGGUUCCACUGUACUGGAGUGGUUAGUUGGCAGUAAGGUUUAUCAACGGUAUUAGCUGAGUCCGUGACAGACAAGGCUGGCCCUGUCAGUGGGAUAUGAAGGCAGUGUUCUAUGGAGGAGAAAGGCAAAAUGGGCUGCAAGAGACAGUUUCUGAAAUGUCUCAGGAAAUGGGAAGUUAAUGUGAUAGGGUUGUAACAGUGAGAGGUUAUUGUGCAUAGAUACAAAGAGGUAGGGAGCAAGAAAGUUAGAUGGAUCAAAGUUGCUUGCUGUGGGUCCAGAUGCCAACAUUGUGUCUGUUUUAAACAUUAUUAGUGGAUUCAUUAGUAUCACAAUAUCUAGCGGUUGUAUUUAGAAGCCAUGCUUGAGGCCAGGCUGUUUAUUUCUUGGUUUACAGAUUUGUGUUGUGGAAGUUCUGGUUGGAAGGUGGGGGGUGGAAAUAAAGUAAGAGUCAUUU